AUGGAUAAUGAUGAAGCUGAUGAUGAUGAUGAUGAUGACAAUGAUGUUGAAACUAACGAUGAUGAUGAUGAUGAAGUUGAUAAUGAUAACGAUGAUAAAGCUGACAAUGAUGAAACUAAUAAUGAUGAUGAUGAUGAUGAAGUCACCAUUUACUCUGAGGUGGUGCUCACCAACACACAGACCCAGUACGUCACUCGCACACAGGUGCAGCAGCAGGUGUCCACCGUCUACCGCACGCAACAGGUGCCCCAGUAUGUCACCAGGACGGUGACGGUGCCCCAGCAGGUGGUGAGGACCCAAGUGUCAACACAGGUGGUGCCAACAACCAUUUACUCUCAGCAAACGAUCCAAACCACCGUCUACCAACCGGCCCAGACCCAGUACGUGACGAAUACACGCACAUACUACAGCACUCAAUACCUUCCAGGCAGGACCCGCACCCAGUACGUCACUAACACCGUUUACAAUACCAACUACGUUACCUCCACAGUCUACAACAAAGUGUACAACACCAUCACCGCCACCUCCACCGUCAAACCUAAUUGUAAUACUGGCUACAACUACAACGCUCCAAGCAGGCCAUUCAAUCCCUAUAAUGGUUAA
This is a messenger RNA of Scylla paramamosain (green mud crab), 603 nucleotides long. RefSeq lists its product as uncharacterized. The transcript has 2 exons. The record is from RefSeq and is a predicted model, not a curated record. Lineage: Eukaryota; Metazoa; Arthropoda; Malacostraca; Decapoda; Portunidae. Bases 1 to 603 code for a protein of 200 amino acids.